Molecule: messenger RNA, 684 nt
Organism: Pseudozyma flocculosa PF-1
Lineage: Eukaryota; Fungi; Basidiomycota; Ustilaginomycetes; Ustilaginales; Ustilaginaceae
Exons: 5
Coding region: 1-684 (227 amino acids)
Biological process (GO): positive regulation of DNA-templated transcription, elongation; mRNA export from nucleus
Cellular component (GO): THO complex part of transcription export complex
Molecular function (GO): mRNA binding
Source: RefSeq, a predicted model, not a curated record
AUGACGGAAGCAGCCGACGAGCAGACACUGGAUGCGACGCUGUCGGCGCUGCUGGCGCUCUCAUCGCUGAGCGCCCCGCCGAGCGCAACGGACCGGCUCUCGAUCCUCGAAACGGCCACCCCGCUGCUGGCGCAGCUCAAGUCGACGAACCGAUCCAUCUACACGACGCUCAACGAGCGCAAGGCCAAGGUCAACGAUGCCAGGUCCAAGGUCGACGUGGAACGCCUCAAGCUGCAGAACUACGAGUACGAAAAGACGAUGCUCAAGAUCGAAGUCUGGGCCUGCAGGAUGUUCCAGUCGAUCUACCAGGACGUCGACCUGCAUUCCGAGGAAGAGUUCCUGCAAAUCGCCCCCGAAGACCUCAAGACGGACGAGAUCCGCAACGACCCGCAUCUCUUCAUGCUCAGUCGGUUGAAGUUUGAGCUGACGGAGAGGAAGAGACUGGAGGCGGAGAAACAGUCGCUCCAGUCUCAAAAGUCGGCCGUGAUCCGCGAGAGCAAGGAGAAGAAGAUCAAGCUUGAAGAGGCGGAAAAGGAGCUCAAGGAGCUGCUCGCGGCGGCCAAAGCGGUUGGGAGCAAGUUCGACAACACCACGACGCAACAACAGCAAGAACAGCCUUCGUCGGCCGACGCUCCGGCCGCAGAGGCGUCCGCGUCGAACCCCGCUGCCGCUUCCUCGGCAUAG